AUGAGACGCUUUGCUUUAUUUGGUUGGAAAAAUAUUCCGUACGGUAAAAUCUUUAAAAAAUUUUCAUCCGAAGUCAAAGAUAAAGGUGAAACAGUUUUAUCUGUUACGAGAUGUUACUCAGGAGAAACUCCAGUUUCAACUCCCGGUGAAUUAUCUGUAUCGAAUGAACCUUACGAUUUGCAUAAAAUUGAUAAAUCCCCAUCGGUAACCAGUGAACUAACAAGAGAAGAGGCGAUCAAGUUGUAUAGAAAUAUGCAAACAAUUAGAAAGAUGGAAACCACUGCAGCUAAUUUGUAUCAACAAAAACAAGUCAGAGGCUUCUGUCAUGUUUAUGUUGGACAAGAAGCUUGCGCUGUUGGUAUGCAUUCCAUAAUGAGACCGCAAGAUACAGCAAUAACUUCCUACAGAUGUCAUGGGUGGGCUUACAUUAGUGGAGAGUCAGUGGAAAAUGUUUUGGCGGAGCUAUUAGGAAAAGUCACUGGAUCAGCGAGAGGUAAAGGUGGUUCAAUGCAUAUUUACGGAUCAAAAUUUUAUGGAGGUAAUGGUAUCGUGGGUGCACAUGUUCCCGUUGGUACCGGAAUUGCUUUGGCUCAUAAAUAUAAUAAAAAAGGAGCUGUUUCAUUCACAAUUUUCGGUGAUGGAGCUGUCGAUCAAGGACAAAUUUACGAAUCGUACAAUUUCGCCAAACUCCACGAACUUCCGGUGAUUUUCGUUAUAGAAAAUAACGAUUACAGCAUGGGUACACCCAGAAUAAGACACUCUGCCAAUCCCAAUUAUUAUACAAGAGGAGAUAUGCUUCCUGGGAUACGCGUCGGAGGUAUGGAUAUCUUGGCUAUCAGGGAAGCUGGAAAAUUCGCUUUGCAAUUUGUCACAUCAGGAAAAGGGCCACUUAUUCUACAGUUGGAUACGUACAGAUAUUACGGCCACUCGAUGUCCGAUCCUGGAACAAGCUACAGAAGUAGAGAGGAAAUAAAAAGAGUGAGAUCAAGUCAUGAUUGCAUUAAAACAUUCGCUGAUAAACUUGUAUUAUCUCGACUUGUUACUGAAGAAGACUUGAAAACAAUAGACAAAGAAAUUAAAAAACUUGUCGAUGAAGCUACACAAAAAGCUCUCGCAGCAAAAGAUGUGGCUAAAGAAGAAGUUUAUUGUGAUAUCUAUCGAACUUAUACGGGGAAAGUUAGAAUGCCUCAAUGGGAAACAUUUGGUGUACAUAAAAAUGUCAGUCAUUUGGUAUCGAAACAUGAAUAG
This is a messenger RNA of Diorhabda sublineata, 1248 nucleotides long. Its product is annotated as pyruvate dehydrogenase E1 component subunit alpha type II, mitochondrial-like. Lineage: Eukaryota; Metazoa; Arthropoda; Insecta; Coleoptera; Chrysomelidae. Bases 1 to 1248 code for a protein of 415 amino acids. Gene Ontology annotation, molecular function: oxidoreductase activity, acting on the aldehyde or oxo group of donors, disulfide as acceptor. The transcript has 5 exons. The record is from RefSeq and is a predicted model, not a curated record.